Cyprinodon tularosa is the source of this 4298-nucleotide messenger RNA. It is a transcript of the gene adamtsl7, whose product is annotated as ADAMTS-like 7. The transcript is spliced from 18 exons. The record is from RefSeq and is a predicted model, not a curated record. Lineage: Eukaryota; Metazoa; Chordata; Actinopteri; Cyprinodontiformes; Cyprinodontidae. Gene Ontology annotation, cellular component: extracellular matrix. The coding region runs from base 423 to 3305 and encodes 960 amino acids. Gene Ontology annotation, molecular function: metalloendopeptidase activity. Gene Ontology annotation, biological process: extracellular matrix organization.
AAAAAAAAAAAAGAGCAACAGGAGACUCCCACCUCCGUAUUUUUUACAUGACAGCUCAAAGAACCCAGUGGAGCAGCCUGGCUGAGGCAGGGGGGCGCAGCACAGGCUGUUUACUUCUGCCGUGUCAGUUUCAGCUCACUGUUACAGUCCUUGUGUUUGUGCAUAAAAAACAGAACCGCUGGAGCCUCGCUGAAAAGCUGCACCCAGAGCCUGCUGUCUGAUUGAUCCAGUUGUUCCAGAACUCUCACCACGGCUUCAUUGGGUCACAUGGAUCUGCACCAGGAUUUCAGGUGGAAAACCUGCAGUUUUUUCCGGAUUAAUGCUUCCACCAUGAGGAUACCUGCACGUAUUGGAAACGAUACACCAGUAUAAACAGCAGACAUACAAAAGCUGCAGUGUCCAACUCUGUGGAAGGCGCCACCAUGCUAGAAGUCAGGUUUUGGACUGUCAGACUAUAUCUGGUACUGCUUUGGUCACAACUCCUGCAGUGUCAACAAACAGCAGAUCACAGGAAGGUCCCUCAGCGGACAAAGUCUCAACAGGAGUUAAGGGCAUCGUAUGGGGAAAUUCGGGGUGCCUGGGGCACCUGGGGCCCCUGGUCAGCCUGCUCCCGGACAUGUGGGAAAGGAGUACAGGAACAGAUGAGGCCCUGUCUGCCGGUUUACACUCAGUUCCUCUCCAGAGGAGCUGCCGUUCUGCCCCAGCAACCAGGCCGUGUCAUCUCAGCUUUGAAGCCCGCUGCCGCUCCACGGCACAGUGGAGUCAGAGCCUUCAACACAAGCAGCGGGGGAGAGGCAAGGAGGGAGAAACAGAGCAGGCUAGGCCAACGCAGGAGGAUCAGCCACAUCGUCCCAGGAAACUAUGGCUACGGACGAGCGCCUCAUAUUGCUUCACACCAAGUGGAUUCAGCCCGAGAGUCAGAUUCCCCUCGCCUCCACAGACACAGACGCUCGGCUGCAGCCACUUCCUUCCAGCCCAAUUCUAGGGGACACAACAACCUCGAUACUCCCAAUAAGCUUCAUCCCUUUAGCAGGCAGUAUGUGCAUCCCAGGACACACCAUUCCAGGCACAAUCAAGUCUGGGCCCCCCUCUACCAGCCUGCCUCAGCUAACCAGGCUGGGGUCCAGGCCGGCAGCCCGACCCCCAGCCACCAGCUGCAUAAAGAGAGACCCUACAGCCCACUGCCUUCCUCCCACUGUACGGGGGAGCAUGCUCACUACAGGAUCUGCAACAGUAACGAUUGUCCUGCACCCAGUAAAGACAUCAGAUCGCUGCAGUGUUCUUCCUACAACAACCAGCCCUUUAUGGGCAGACUCUACAAGUGGGAGCCUUUUAACGAAGUUCCUGAGGGGCAGCACUGUGAGCUAAACUGCCGGGCCACUGGCUUCAGAUUCUAUGUGCGUCAGUCAGAGAGGGUGAUUGAUGGGACUCCAUGUGGACAGAAUGAAACGGACAUGUGUGUGGCGGGACGAUGUACGAGCCUCGGCUGCGACGACUACCUUGGAUCUGGAAAGGUGGUUGACAAGUGCGGCGUGUGCGGUGGGGACAACACAACCUGCAGGCUGGUCACAGGAGUGUUCAAACAAAGCUUGUCCAAGAUCGGCUACCAUAAGAUAGUGGAGAUCCCAGAGGGAGCCACCAAGAUCAACGUCACAGAGAUGGUGAAGAGCAGAAACUACCUCGCUCUGCGAAGCCGUUCUGGGAGAUCCAUAAUAAACGGGAACUGGGCGAUUGACAGACCUGGGAAAUAUGAAGGUGGGGGUACCAUGUUCACCUACAGCAGACCCAAUGAGAUUAGCAGCACAGCUGGGGAAUCCUUACUUGCGGAGGGCCCCACCAAUGAAAUCCUGGAUGUUUAUAUGAUCUUUCAGCAGCCGAACCCUGGAGUUAAAUAUGAAUACAUUCUUCCCUCUGAGCAAAUCAUUACGCCUCAUCAACCAACCCACACAGCACACGAAGACGCUCUGAAUGGACCGGAUGAUAAUAAGCAGCAGAGCCACACCCAGCAGGAGAACCACAACCAGGCAGGUGUGGGAAAAUAUCAACCCAAUCUCCCUGACUUCAGGGUACCUGCUGUGGUUCCUCCAAAACAUGAAAGGGACUACAACUGGAAAAUGACUGGUUUCACAGAAUGCAGCGCCUCCUGUGGAAAAGGUUUUAGACAUUCAGUCUUUCACUGCGUCCACCGGCUGAAUCAGGUCGAGGUCUCGGAUGCUUUGUGUGAAAGUAGCAGCCGGCCAGCCCCACAGGAGGAAGCCUGCAACCUGCAGCCCUGCCCAGCAUUUUGGGACAUUGGGGAGUGGUCAGAGUGCAGUAAGACCUGUGGCCUGGGCAUGCAGCAACGGCAGGUCCUGUGUCGCCAGGUUUACGCCAACCGCACUCUAAACGUUCACACGAGCCGCUGUGGACAUCUAGAACGACCAGAAACAGCAAGUACCUGCCAGCUGAAGAUCUGCAGUGAGUGGCAGAUCCGCUCCGAGUGGACCUCUUGUUCAGUGCCAUGUGGGCUGGGUCAGCGGUCAAGAGAGGUACACUGUGUCAGCAAUGUGGGCGACUUUGUUCCUGAUGAGGAGUGCAACAUGAAUCUGCGACCAGCCGAUAUAGAAAAUUGCGAUAUGGGAGCCUGUGCCAAGAGCUGGUUCUACACUGACUGGGGAAACAGGUGCUCUGCUGAAUGUGGGAUGGGUGUCCAAACCCGAGGAGUUCUUUGCCUGUCAAACCUCAUCAGCAGCCUCCCUCUGGAGGGAUGUGGUAAUGAGCGGCCUGCAGACUCCAAGGUCUGCAACAAUGGCCCCUGUGACAAUCGUAUUGAGUGGUUCACAGGUCCCUGGAGCCAGUGCUCUGCAGAAUGUGGCACGGGCAGUCAGCAGAGGUUAGUGGCAUGCUUAAUGAAGAAUGAUGAAGGAUAUUCCGUCAUGCCGCCCUAUGAAUGCUCAUCCUUGGACAAGCCUCUCAGUCAGCAAAGCUGCAAAAUUAAAGCCUGUGGAGCCAAGUGGUAUCACACUGACUGGAGUUCUUGUUCAAAAACAUGUGAGGGAGGUUUCCGCGUUCGGGAGGUGCGCUGUCUGUCAGACGACAUGAUGUCCUCCGAGGCCUGUGAUGAGCAGCUGCGACCAGCAGAGAGGGAAGACUGCAGUCCUGAACCCUGCAUACCUCAAAUAGAUCUGAACUGCAGGGACAAGUACUUCAACUGCAAUGUGGUGGUCCAAGCUCGCCUCUGUGUGUACGAUUAUUACAAAACAGCAUGCUGUGCUUCAUGUUCACGUGGGGAGAACAGACAGAAAACCCACCGAGGUCACAGCUAGCACUGACCUCCUCCUCACAGAGAGACAGACAGACAGGACCUCUGUCUGAAAGGACACUCGUUAAAUGAACAAGGAUGGAAGCCUGAGGAGGACAUUUUUUGCUGGAUCUCUUUUGCAAGUAGCUGCUGGGGAAUGAAAAAGGCUCUAAAUCAUGUGUGACAUGAACCCAGGUGCCUGAGAAAGUAAACAUUUACUGGAUGAGAGAGAGCCAUAACAAACAUUGGAAUCCAAAGAACUUGUUGAGUCCUUUUCCUUUACUUUGAGAUGAAGAGUUUGCUGUUGGCUGUUGUGCAGAGAAGACUAACCUUCCUUUGAGGAUAUACUCAAACAAAAUGCUUUCAGUUCAGCCUUUUUAAAAUAUGGUUUUCAUCCACUAUGAACCAAAUUUGGUUUAUGAAACAAGGAGAGAACAAUAACAAGGUUUUCACAAACAGAUUAAACCCUCCAUGGGGCUAAUGAUGUCCCUACCUACAUUCCUGAGAGGUAUAAAAGCAGCUUAUGCAAUAUAUUUAUGUGUAUAUAUGUUUGUGUAUACAACAAAAAUGUUGGAUAAAUGUUUUGCUUAUAAUGGCUCGCUGACCUCUCCACAGAAUAUGAAAGGAGGAGGGGGGGACCCUCGUUAUUUAUGUAUGUGGCUCUGUAGGGUACUUCUUUAUUAGCCACCGGUGGCUCGCUUUCAGCUGUUCUACUGAACUGAAUGCAGGAUGACAGAACCAGAUGCUCUUCACACUGUUGAUUUCUGGCUAGUUGAAACAUGACAUCUUCCUUCUCCCCCAUCGGUCAUGAUCUCUACACAACUUCACAUAAAUGCCUUUGAAAUACUGAACUGUUGUAACUGCAAUUUGCAGCUCUUGGUUAGAUUUGCUAUGCCUGUGGUUUUUCAAGUCACUCAACAGGCUCAACAAAAUUAACUCUUCUAUAGUGUAGGAAAGCUAAGUUUGUAAUAAAGAAAUCACUGCAGAGUUUGAUAUAUUCCAUUCCAUUUUCUGUCAC